Molecule: messenger RNA, 3627 nt
Organism: Aegilops tauschii subsp. strangulata
Lineage: Eukaryota; Viridiplantae; Streptophyta; Magnoliopsida; Poales; Poaceae
Molecular function (GO): protein binding
Source: RefSeq, a predicted model, not a curated record
CUGAGGCAGAUUCACAAGCCUGUGCUCUUCAUUCUUGGGUUGUCCUCUCCAUAAGCUGAGUAAGGAAGCCUGGUCCAUGAAGUGCGAUCUCUGCGUGGAUCUAUCCUUGCUCGAAUGGCGAGGUCAGUGUAAGGAGGAGGGGGUCUGCGUCCCUCGUCUAUGCGCCGCGCAGUGCCGGGGUGUCUGCCUCGAGCCCUUUUGAACAGACAUCGGCCCCUGGAUCCACGCCUCUCUUCUCUGGCCUGUUGCGCAAAGAGCCUGGAUGACGAGGAGGAACCCAGUCAGCGCUUCGUUGGCAAUGAGGUCAGACGCGGGCGGUUUCAUCCUGUGAUCGCCCGGGCGGUCCGGACAUCGAGCUGGGAUGAUGCCAGGAAGAUCAGCUUCAGGGAGUGUGUCAGGCUGUAUGGGCUACCCCGGUCGAUCGGGCUGUUUGCAUUGCUUAUGCAGUCGUUCUUGCCACGGAGGAUCGGAGAGGUCCAGUGCCUGAUUCAGAGCGUCGUCGACCACUGUGGGAAUGCUGGGCCGGAGUUGUUUGAGUUGGCGCCUAUGUUGGCUAGCAAUUUGGGUGGGUCGAUGACGUUGCUACAAGUUUAUGGCACAGUCAUCCGGGUUUUUGUAGAGCUGUCGAUGUUUGAGGAUGCUCUCCUCACUUACGUCGAGGCCAAGAAGGUUGGAGUGGAGUUGCAAGUAUGCAACUUCUUGCUGAAGCGCUUGGUUGAGGGGAACCAGAUCAUGUAUGCAAGGAGUUUGUUUCAAGAUAUGAAGAGUUCUGGUCCUUCACCAAAUGUCUACUCUUAUUCAGUUUUGAUGAGUAUGUAUACACAUGGAGCCAAGUUAUGCUUGGAGGAAGCUUUGGAGCUUCUUUCUGAAAUGGAAACGGAAGGUGUCAGCCCAAAUGCUGCAACCUAUGCUACUUACCUCUAUGGGCUUUGCCGUGCCAAACAGGUGAAAUCUGCAUGGAGCUUCCUUCAAAUGCUGUGUCAGAGAGGCUACCCUUGCAACAGCUAUUGUUUUAAUGCAGUUAUUCAUGGUUUCUGCCAUGACGGUCAGGUUCACAAAGCUAUAGAAGCGUUUGAUGGGAUGAAGAAGUGUGGGUUUGUCCCAGAUGUUCACAGCUACAGCAUAUUAGUUGAUGGCUUAUGCAAGCAAGGGGAUCUGUUGACAGGCUAUUACAUGCUCGUUGAAAUGGCGAGGAAUGGGAUCACUCCUAAUUUGGUGAGUUAUAGUUCGCUUUUGCAUGGUCUUUGCAGAGCUGGAAGGGUUGAAUUGGCGUUUGAGCUUUUUAAGAGGCUGAAAGAUCAAGGAUUCAAGCAUGACCACAUAGUUUACAGCAUCGUUCUUCAUGGUUGUUGUCAACAUCUAGAUCUAGAGAUUUGCUACGACCUUUGGAAUGACAUGGUUCAUCAUAAUUUUGUUCCAGAUGCUUACAAUUACAGCAGCCUGAUAUAUGCAUACUGCAGGCAUAGGCAACUGAAAGAAGCAUUGGAGGUGUUUGAGCUCAUGAUCAGUGAUGGGAUAUGCCCCAACAUUGUGACCUGCACAAUUCUUGUUCACGGCUUCAGCAACGAAGGGCUGAUUGGUGAGGCCUUCCUGUUCCUGGAUAAAGUACGCCAGUUUGGGGUUGUCCCCAACCUCUGUACAUACAGAGUUAUCAUCAAUGGCCUGUGCAAGGUCAAUAAACCUAAUGACGUGUGGGGUAUUUUCGCAGACAUGAUAAAAAGGGGCUACGUUCCUGAUACUGUGCUUUACAGUAUUAUUAUCGAUGGUUUUGUGAAAGCUUUGGAUCUGCAGGAGGCUUUCAGGUUGUAUUAUAAAAUGGUCGAUGAGGGGACAAAGCCUAAUAUCUUUACAUAUACUAGCCUCAUAAAUGGUUUGUGCCAUGAUGACAAACUUCCUGAAGCUAUGACGUUGCUUAAGCAUAUGAUUGGGGAGGGGCUGACACCAGACAGAAUUCUGUAUACGUCUCUGAUUGCGUGCUAUUGUAAGCGCUCAAACAUGAAGGCCGCUCUGGAGAUCUUUAGAGAGAUGGAAACAGAGGGUUUGUCAGCAGAUUCUUUCGUGUACACUUGUUUAAUUGGUGGCUUCAGUAAAGUGCUUGCGAUGGAUGGCGCACGGUUGUUUAUGGAAGAGAUGAUAAACAAGGGGCUUACACCUACUGUAGUAACUUACACAGAUCUCAUAAUUGGAUACUUCAAAAUUGGAGAUGAGAAAAAAGCUAUGGCGAUGUACAACAGUAUGCUGCAGGCAGGCAUUACACCAGAUGCCAAGCUGAGCUGUAUAUUGGGCCUUGGUAAUGAUGAGGAUGAUUUGGGUGAUUCUCAGGAAGAAAAGGAUGUACCAUAGUCAUAGGUUAUCAUGGAGCUACGGUAACUUGGUCAACAGAAUUAUUCCAUAAGGUGAUGAGCUCAUGGUAUUGUUGCAUCAAGCAUUAGUUCCAUCUGUUCCCUUUGUUUCUGCCACUGCCAUCAUCUGAACAAGGGAGGGAAAGAAACUGGUCAAAGUUUUCACUUUGAUGAUGUCAUCCUAUUCAAUACCUGGAUGGUGUGAUAGAUAAUUACAGGCAACAAGUUUAUGAUUGAUUUUGACAAUGUUCUGUUCAAGGCUAGGUGUUCUGCUGGAAAAACCAAAGCUAUUUUUUGUACUGUUGGAAGAUACUCCUCAAGUUAGAUGAAGAGGCUGCAAACAAAGCUUCUGUCGUGUGAAGCAAGCUUUUUGGCUCAGCAGACUUUCAGUUAUUGUGCAGGUUUCAGAAUGUGAAGAUGCCGAGACAGAUAACUGUUGAUCAAGCCUCAGAUACCACCCUUCUGUUGAAAUGCUUCAGCCUGUGGAUGGAUUGAUUAAUGCAAGUAACCAGGAGAGAAGGGGCGUUAGCUGAGGCUAUCCAUGCCGGGUCGUUCGCGAGCAGAAGAGGGAGGGAGGAGCAUCAAGGAAGCUUCGUCCUGCUCCCAUACCAAGGAAGCCAUGCCCAGACCAACAUAUACAAACAUUUAUUCUCCCCACCCAUGCAACCUGCUCGUCUCUCACUCAGCAAGGACCGUGGUUGGCACUUGUCACGCUCAUGGCUGACCAACUACAAUCUGCUCGUCUUCAGCCUUGAUGGCGUCAUUCUAGCAGAUCUGCAGAUGCCUUCCCACCGUUGCCUAGCACCCUCAAGGACCAGGAAAGCAGCCGGGUGGAGACAGGGGCGUCCUCCCUUUUAACCGCAGCUUCCACCUCCUGCACUUUGGGUGCUGCUGUCGACGCUGCUCCUUCUCUUCCCCUCGGGAGGUAUGGACAAAUGGUGAUAAAUUGUUUGCUUAAUGAAUUGGUGCUCAACUAGACAAGCCCGAGGUCUAACCAGCUAUAAUCUCAGUGGCCAUUUCUUCGAAUAAGCAAGUCAUCUGAAUCUCUUUAUUGUUUCUUUAUCGAUAUACUCCCAUUUUCGUAAUCUUGAUUUUGAUAACUAUGGUAGAGACUAUGGGUAGAUCUAGAGUUCUUCAAAUGUCCAGUGUCUUUCCCGGGCGGGCAUCGCUCUUUCAUUAAAUCGGCAUUUUGUACAAAAAUAACACAUGGCCUGUUAACUGCUCAUGCAACUUUUUGCUUGCGGUUUCGGUAGCAACGUUUGCUUGCCUAUUUCACUUUGCUUUA